Molecule: messenger RNA, 1427 nt
Organism: Scomber scombrus (Atlantic mackerel)
Lineage: Eukaryota; Metazoa; Chordata; Actinopteri; Scombriformes; Scombridae
Gene: srp14
Product: signal recognition particle 14
Exons: 5
Coding region: 85-417 (110 amino acids)
Biological process (GO): SRP-dependent cotranslational protein targeting to membrane
Cellular component (GO): signal recognition particle, endoplasmic reticulum targeting
Molecular function (GO): endoplasmic reticulum signal sequence receptor activity; 7S RNA binding
Source: RefSeq, a predicted model, not a curated record
CCGGCUGUGUAGUACGUGUGCUUCACACAGCCGCCAGUGAGCUAACUCACUAACUAACGCUACAGCUGGACUGAUUUCACAACGAUGGUGCUGCUUGAAAACGACUCGUUCCUCACAGAGCUCACACGGCUGUUCCAGAAGUGCAGAACAUCUGGCAGUGUUGUCAUCACUCUAAAGAAAUAUGACGGGAGGACCAAGCCGGCGCCUAGAAAGGGCCACUCAGAGUCGUUUGAGCCAGCAGACAAUAAAUGUCUCAUCAGAGCGUCUGAUGGCAAGAAGAAAAUUAGCACAGUGGUCAGCACCAAAGAAGUAAUCAAGUUUCAGAUGGCAUACUCCAACCUCCUUAGAGCUCACAUGGAUGGACUUAAGAAGAAAGAUAAGAAAAGCAAAAGCAAGAAAACCAAAGCCACCCAAUGAGCAAUAGACUCUUAAGAUGACCAUGGGUACCUAAACUGGCCAGUACCAUCUGAGGGCAUGGGGAGAUGGCUUCACUUGGUCUGCAGUCCCACCCAGCCAUUCCCCCCAGUUUACCUGAGGCCUCAGAAUCACUGUUCAUCUACCUGGUGACUGCUUUGAUUUUUUGCCAUUGUUUGCAUGGUAAUGUCUCCUCCCUGGCCGCUCAGUGCCAGCGGUGAUUUGGAACAGAGAAGCUGAGGAUUUCUUCUAUCCCAAACGAAGCAAGCCAACUUUAUUGAAACUCCACCAAAUCUGCUUCGGAAACAGGUUAUCAACAGCUGUCUCAGCUCUGGAGCCAAAUCCACGGAGUACAAUGAUUAACUGCCUUUCAUAUUAUUUAAUUGUAAGAGUCCCUAUUUAUGUUAUAUUCAUGGCUGACCAGUGAGUUUUGUUGGCUUGUUUCAAAUCAACUGUACUAAGAGGGAUGUUUAAUUUUUUGUUUUUUUCCAGAAACGUCAAAAUUUCAGCAAAGGUGCUUGAAAAGAGAACUAAAUCAUAUCUGUUUUGAUAUAUUUUUAACCAAUUUCAUUUUAACAUUGCUCGAUAUUGGGGAUAAAACUUUAUUUUAUGUCUUAAUUUUACCCUCUAAAAGACAAUAUUAUGUUUGCUCCUUGUCCAAACCAAGCUGUCAAACUGGCUGUCUGGAAUUGUUAAACACCAAUAAAGGUAGAGCUUCAGUUAAUGUGGCUUCAGUUCAUCUGAAUGCGAAUGAGAUACUGUUUCUAAAUGUCAUGAUUGAGUUAAAUAGCACAAAAAAGUUGAAAGUUGUAGAUUUACUGAAAGGCAUGUUUGAGUUAUGAAUACAGAGACAAAGUAUUGGCUGUAAGUCUAAUUACAUCAUUUCUGUUGAUCACAAUUACAAGGCAGCAUGUUUGGUCAACAUUUGUUUUGUCAUGCGUCUGAGUCCUGACCUCACGGAAGAGGACUGCGGUGGAAUUUACGUUCAGAAAUAAAGUGCUUUUUAAAUGUCA